Molecule: messenger RNA, 3673 nt
Organism: Punica granatum (pomegranate)
Lineage: Eukaryota; Viridiplantae; Streptophyta; Magnoliopsida; Myrtales; Lythraceae
Source: RefSeq, a predicted model, not a curated record
GCCAUAUCCUAUCUUCAUUCAUCUUCUUCUUCACCCUCCUCCUCCCUCGUACACUGACGCAGCUCUCUCUCCCUCGCGCGCGCUUUAAUGGCGGCAAUGGCGUGAUAAAACCGUUACCGCUGUUGCUUAUAGAGGUGCUGUCGUUCGCUUCUCAGAUGACGAAGCGACCCUCUUUUGGCUGCCCAAUUCACUCCCGCUGCCGGGGGACUUCCCACGCUCUUCAUGGCGGCUUCUCUGCUCAAGUGCUGCCCGUACGCGACUGAGGCCAUGGACAUCCCAGAAGCUAUCCCGCACCGCCGCCACCACCGUCACCUCCUCCCCCCUCCGCCCCCUCCUUUCCCCUGCUUCGACCGCUUCCUCUCCCCGUGCAUUUGCCCUCAUCCACUACACGAGAAUGUGGCCAGACUUGCUCUAUCUGCAGGGGGUUACCAUUCCCACGUGAGAUCGCCUGUCAUGUGUAUGAGGAAAGGGAAGUCAAUCCUUACUUCUAAAGGUUCCUGUGAGAUAGUUUGGACUGUCGAAGCUGAAUUGACCGAUGGUCAGCAAUUAUAUGUAACUGGUGAUCCAGCUAAGUUAGGUUGCUGGAACCCAGGGAUGGCCAUUCCUAUGUCUCGAACCUCACAUGCUAACAUAUGGAAGACUGAAAUUAAGAUUGAGGCUGGGGUAAGUUUCAAAUACAACUAUUUUAUAAAAGAAGAAUUGCGGCAUUCUGAUAUUAUUUGGCGACCUGGACCUGAAUUUUCCCUGUUAGUACCUCUACAUGAUGAUCCAGAGAGGAAAAUCAUGGUGAGGGAUUCAUGGAUAAAGAUUGGGACUAAAGGUAGAAGGUCUUCAACCCAUGCGUGGGGUUCAUGGAUAGAGGAAAAGUACCUGCCUAACGAGGCUUCAGAAGGCCCUCCAGGUAGAGAUGAAGAUCAAGCUGUGAAAUGCAUUGAAAGCGAUACGCUUCAAGUAGAGCCAUUCUUCAAGGAUCUAGCAGUCAACAAUGGUUUUUACACUGACAGCGAAGAUACAAUUACUCUCACCCGAAAGGCCUAUAAGUUGGAUGCAACUCUCUCUGAAAGAGAUCAGCCUGUUGAGGAACCAUGGCUCCUCUGGACUCUCUUUCCUCCUAUUCUCAAUGAUGGAGAGUUUGAUGAGCCCAAAGAGAGGGAUAGUAAAAAAGGCCAGGUUUCGCAGUGGGGGACUCAAAAUCAGCUUCUUGACGUUGCUGAGAAGUUGUCAGAAGGGGAGAAAGUCUUGGCUUCAGUUGAAGAUACUAUUUCAACGGUUUUAUUAAUUAAUUCUUCGAUAUGUACGAUGCAAAGGAUUGCAGUAUUGGAAGAUGGAAAAUUAGUUGAGUUGCUGCUUGAACCAGUAAAAAGCAAUGUACAGUGUGAUAGCAUGUAUCUAGGGAUAGUUACAAAACUAGUGCCAAACAUGGGUGGUGCUUUUGUCAAUAUUGGAAACUCAAGGCACUCCCUCAUGGAUAUAAAGAAAAACAGGGCGCCUUUCAUAUUCCCUCCAUUUUCUCGAGGAAAAGGGAAACAAGGAACAAAUGGUUCAGUGUCUGAAGCCCAUGAAGGACAGGCAACUAAUGAUGGAGAUGAGCAUGCAUCACACGAUUGCACUGAGCUUAUUGAUGAUGUUGCAGAAAAUUUUCCUCAGGAUAUUCCUGGAAAAUAUACUCGGGAUGAGUACGAGGAGAAUGAGGACGAGGAUGAUUUUGAUGUUCUAGAAAUCCUGAAAGGAAGUGCUAAUGGUAGUUUAGCUCAUUUUCGUGAACUAAGUAUACUAUCAAAGGAUAACAUAGGUGGCCAUGAGAAGCAUGAAGAGGGUGACACUAACUUCAGUAAGCUGCUAAGUGAAACUGAGGUGAUGAAUAGCUCUCAGGUGUCUAGCCUCAAAGAUCGAGAUGAUUCUAUGGAAACAUCUAGUUGUGAAAAUAGCUGGAACAUGGUCCGGAAAGGAACCAAAAUAAUCGUACAAGUUGUCAAAGAAGGGUUAGGCUCUAAAGGCCCAACUUUGACUCCCUAUCCGAAACUAAGAAGUAGAUUCUGGGUGUUGAUCACUCGUUGCGAUAGAAUUGGAGUCUCAAAAAAGAUUAGUGGCAUGGAGCGUACCCGAUUAAAAGUUAUAGCAAAGACAUUGCAGCCUCAAGGUUUUGGUCUGACUGUUAGGACUGUCGCUGCUGGUCAUUCUUUAGAAGAAUUGCAGAAGGACUUGGAAGGGUUGCUUUCUACCUGGAAAAACAUAAUCGAACAUGCGAAAUCUGCAGCUCUUGCUGCAGACGAAGGUGUUGAAGGGGCUGUUCCUGUAAUUUUGCAUAGGGCUAUGGGUCAAACACUAUCAGUGGUGCAGGAUUAUUUCAAUGAGAAGGUGAAGAAGAUGGUGGUUGACUCUCCAAGGACUUUUCACGAGGUUACCAACUACCUUCAAGAAAUUGCACCUGAUCUUUGUGACCGGGUUGAGCUAUAUAAUAAGAGGAAUCCCCUGUUUGAUGAAUACAACAUUGAAGCAGAAAUUGAUAAGAUCCUCAGUAAAAGGGUUCCCCUUGCCAAUGGAGGUUCUUUAGUGAUUGAACAAACUGAGGCCUUAGUCUCUAUUGAUGUGAAUGGAGGUCAUGGGAUGUUUGGACAGGGAAAUUCACAAGAAAGGGCUAUCCUUGAAGUGAAUCUGUCAGCUGCAAGACAGAUAGCACGGGAGUUACGGCUUCGAGACAUUGGCGGCAUUAUUGUGGUGGAUUUCAUUGAUAUGGCAGAUGAAUCAAAUAAGAGAUUGGUCUAUGAAGAAGUCAAGAAGAUUGUGGAGAGAGACCGCUCCAUAGUAAAAGUUUCUGAAUUAUCUAAGAAUGGCCUUAUGGAAAUAACCAGAAAGAGGGUUCGGCCUAGUGUGACUUUCAUGAUAAGUGAGCCCUGCGCUUGUUGUCAUGCUACUGGAAGAGUUGAAGCUCUAGAGACCUCAUUUUCGAAAAUUGAACAGGAAAUUUGUCGCUUACUUGCUACAAUGGAAACAAGAGCCAAUCCUGAAGACCCGAAGUCCUGGCCUAGAUUUAUAUUGAGGGUUGACCAUCAUAUGUGUGAAUACUUGACUUCAGGAAAGAAGACAAGGAUUGCAAAUUUGAGUAGUUCUCUUAAAGUUUGGAUACUGCUGAAGGUUGCUAGAGGUUUCACGCGAGGUGAAUUUGAGGUAAAACCAUUUAGCCCUGAUAGUAAGGGGAACAAAGAUCAGCAUCAGGCUGUCAUUCCGAUAUUGCGGCCGACUGAUGGAAGAGCGAAAGGCUCAGCGAAAAAGGUCACUUUGUUUCCCGUGAAGAAGUUCAAGGCUACCGGAUAAUAAUGCACCUAUACAAACAUCUGUCUUCCCUAGGAAGAUGGUCGGUAUAGUAUGUUAGGAAGACAGAUCGGAUCAGAUUAUUCGUAAUUGCCAACGCAAGUUGUUCAUAUAUUACAAAGUUACAAAUGCGUCGGUCUAUAAGUGCUACUGAUCAACAGCGUUUACUUGUCAUUGAUGCCGGUUCAUGUACAAUAUGAUCACUUUUAGCUUUUCAGUGUUUUUUAGCUGUCACUUGAUACUUGUAUGCAAGGAAUCCCGUUGCGGAAAAAAGAGGAGAUCUGCGUGCCAUGCGAAUUUCAUCCUACUUUGUAUCAUGCUCAUCAGCUGAAGGUUCUUCUAAGCAGCUAAAGUGGUUAUA